Anopheles aquasalis is the source of this 1968-nucleotide messenger RNA. It is a transcript of the gene inc, whose product is annotated as BTB/POZ domain-containing protein inc. Gene Ontology annotation, cellular component: cytoplasm; Cul3-RING ubiquitin ligase complex. The record is from RefSeq and is a predicted model, not a curated record. NCBI's taxonomy places the organism in Eukaryota, Metazoa, Arthropoda, Insecta, Diptera, Culicidae. Gene Ontology annotation, biological process: protein homooligomerization; proteasome-mediated ubiquitin-dependent protein catabolic process. Gene Ontology annotation, molecular function: cullin family protein binding.
CAGCAGCAGCAACACCGCGCUGUCCCCAAAAAGUUUGUACCGCGAGCGACAACCGACGCACAGAAUCGUGCGUGCAUGCGUGCGUGCGUGCGUGCGUGAGUGCGUGAGUGUGCGCCCUGUAUUUGGUGCCUAUCGGGUUUUGGCAAUUCUUCGCAUAAAACUUGCAAGCCCUUUUUUUUUUUGUUCGUGGUCUAGUUUACCGCACACCCGACAGAGAGACUUGCAUUAGGCACAAGAGUUUUAUUGUGGCAAACGAACGUGCAGCAGCAGCAGCAGCCACGGCGCAGCACCCAAACGGAGUUGGAAGGGGGAGGGGGGCGUGAGACUUACAAGAAAACCUGGCAGGUCCGAGACCGUGCCGGAUGAUACACGGUACGGAUUGGUGGCGAGCAAAAGGAGCAAAGUUUGACGCGACACACCGAGGAACAGUGGACGACGCCUUGGGUCACUCACGGCAAACCGCACACGUACGCACACUCCUCCCAGUGGUGGCCAGUGGGAGCUGGAGCUGGCUUUGUUGUGCCACGGAAAGCAGUGCAUCAGCAGAAAGGAGAGUGGACAUCGACAUGCUGCGGUGCAGAUCCCCAUUGACUGUCCAUCAUCAUCAUCAUCAUCAUCAGUGCCACGCUAUGCUCCAAUAAACACCAGCCAGCCAGCCAGCCAGCCAGUCAACCAACCAAACACCAUCAUUCAAACGGCUUCAGAUUUAGAAUCUCUCUCUCUCUCUGUCGGUGUUCUCUGUGAUCCUAUGCCCGGUUAGCAUCCGUCGAUGCAUCACCGGUGUCGUUUUGUUUGUUAGAAGAGGCAGUGCACUGCAAAAAAAAGGAAAAAAAAGCAACAACACAUACCGAACCGCACCGGUGCUGAGCGCCUGUUGUCUGAGAGUCAGUAGAGUCCUCCGAAGGUCCGUGGUUUUUGGGCAUACGCAGCACCAGAGGCAGAGGCAGUGGCAGGAGGAUGGCAACGGUGAAUCUGAACCCGCUGAACGGUUGCCCGUCCGGUGCGCCCACCGGCGGUGGUGGUACGUUCGGGCAGGUACAGGGCAAGGACCAGUGGGUGAAGCUGAACGUUGGCGGGACCUGCUUCCUGACCACCAAAACCACCCUAUCGCGCGAUCCCAACUCGUUCCUGUCGCGCCUCAUCCAGGAGGACAGUGAUCUCAUCUCGGACCGGGACGAAACCGGUGCUUAUCUGAUCGACCGGGAUCCACGGUACUUUGCGCCCGUCCUCAACUACCUGCGCCACGGUAAGCUCGUCCUCGACGACGGUCUGUCGGAGGAGGGUGUCCUGGAGGAGGCCGAGUUCUACAACGUCACACACCUGAUCGGGCUGCUGAAGGACAACAUUGCGCGGCGCGAACAGCAGUGCCCGGCGGCGGAUAAGAAGCGCGUCUACCGGGUGCUGCAGUGCCAGGAGAACGAGCUGACGCAGAUGGUGUCGACCAUGUCGGACGGGUGGCGGUUCGAGCAGCUGAUCAACAUCGGCACCCAGUACAACUACGGUGCGGAGGAGAAUGCCGAGUUUCUGUGCGUCGUGUCGAAGGAGUGCGCCAACACGCUGAUCGGGCGCGAGGUCGAAUCGAACGAUCGCGCCAAGGUGCUACAGCAGAAGGGCUCACGUAUGUAAGCGGAGAGGACGUAGGGUUGUUUUUUUUUUGUUGCGGCGGCGUUUACGCACUGACCCUCCCCAUCGAUCGAUAGGAAUGUUUGUGUGUUUUUUUUUUGGUUCGCUAGUUCGCGCACAAACAAUUCAAUUACUAGCGCAGCGGUUCCGAGCUCUUCAAAAAUUGCAUCAUUCGUCGAUUCAUCGAUCUAUAGACGCACAAACAAAUAUCGGGUAGUUGUGAACGGGGCGGAAGGAGAAAGAAGCGCACAACACGAAGACAGAAACGGCGGAGGUCUCGAAGCGAUCGGGACUUUAGUAGCAGCAGAAACAAAAAAAAGAAAAAGACAGAGAACGCAAGCAAGC